AUGAAAGCAAAGCGGGUUGCUCCCACGUUGUCAUCUACUCUUGCUAAAUACCUUAAUCCUAGAGUAGGCCCGAAGAUGGCCGCAGGUUUAUCAUUUGAAGAGGCAUGGCAAGACGUAGUAAAAGAUAUAGUGGUGGCUUCCCUCUCCAGUAAACCACUAAACAUCUUCGCCGCUGCGAUAAACCGACUUGCAGAACUAGACGACGCUGGCCGUCUGCAGAUUAUUGAUAGAUGUCUCACUGUAUGUCCGGUUCCUGAAUCGCCGCCACCAGGUAAAGCAGUCCAAAUACAAGACUUGUUAAUGGGAAUGCUUACGCCAGAGAGCGUACCGGAAUCUGAAGGAGCGACUUCGUUCGAAAUUGAUGCCGAGUUUAUGAAUAUUACAAAAGCAGUAUUUGAGCACUCGCACAAAGACUGA
This is a messenger RNA of Paraglomus occultum, 417 nucleotides long. The record is from the annotation of a GenBank genome assembly. NCBI's taxonomy places the organism in Eukaryota, Fungi, Glomeromycota, Glomeromycetes, Paraglomerales, Paraglomeraceae.